ACCGAAGGGCUUCCGUAAAACUACUUUUGGUAAAAACUAUUUGUCUUUCGUUAGUUUCUACCGGACCCGAGGUUUGGUAGCUUCCUUCGGUGCAAAAAAUGUAAAAAAUGCAGUUUUGACCAACUUUUCUUUUCAUCAGAGAAACCGCUUUUAGUUGUUGCUGAACGCAGAAAUGGCCCGUUUGGCUCUUCUGGUCAUUUUUUCCACGCUGUACAUGUGUGCUACUGUCCAUGCUCUACCACUGGACUGUCUCAGGCGACAACUAGAACAGUUAGAAGAGCUUCACGAGAGAGCAGAGGCACAUGGCGACCUGAGUGAUCAUGACGGACCGGACGUGGCGGUGAUUUCUACAAGACAAGAAUUAAGAACUAGGACCUAUCUACUGCUGAAAGACCUGGAACAGAUCGUGGAAGCCACAAAAGUGCACCAAGGAAAACCAAAAGAGCACAACAUCGACAAACCAGACGAGAAUUCACUGAAUAAACUAGAAACGUAUAAAGAUGAAAAGGAAACCGUCAAUAUUGAAGGUACCAGUGACAAGGAAAUAACAGUGGAAGAUGACAUUGAAUAUCUUGACCAAGUCGCAAAACCACAAGUUGUGGAGUCAGGGAGUGCGUUGAAGACAGACGUGUAUCCCCUGGACGCCACAACUGACUGUAUAAACACAACAUCGGCCCCGGAUGACACCACCGAAGAAACAUCCAAAGAGCAGGCUGGUGUGGAGGCGAAUCAAGAGAUGUUCACUGAGAAAGAAGAAGGGAUGUCUGAAACUGAACUGGUGUACACCGAGGCAGACAUGGGGGAACUGGAGACUGCUGCUGAAGAGGUAGAAAUGAAAGACCAGACUGUUGCAGAAGAGACGGCUGCAGAAGAAGAGACGGCUGCAGAAGAAGAGACGGCUGCAGAAGAAGAGACGGCUGCAGAAGAAGAGACGGCUGCAGAAGAAGAGACGGCUACAGAAGAAGAGACGGCUACAGAAGAAGAGACGGCUACAGAAGAAGAGACGGCUACAGAAGAAGAGACGGCUGCAGAAGAAGAGACGGCUGCAGAAGAAGAGACGGCUGCAGAAGAAGAAGAGACGGCUACAGAAGAAGAGACGGCUACAGAAGAAGAGACGGUUGCAGAAGAAGAGACGGCUGCAGAAGAAGAGACGGCUACAGAAGAAGAGACGGCUACAGAAGAGGAGACGGCUACAGAAGAAGAGACGGCUACAGAAGAAGAGGCGGCUACAGAAGAAAAGGCGGCUACAGAGGAAGAGACGGCCACAGAAGAAGAGACGGCACAGGAGGCUCCCACCAUAGGCGAGGCUGACAUAGAAGAAGAGGCAGGUACAGAUGAAGAGUACCCCACAGAUAAUGCGGAUACCGCAGAAGAGGUCGUCGAAGAAUUAGAAGCUGCUGCAAAGGAAAAGCUUUCUGCACAGGAGCCCGUUACAGAAGCUGGAUCAAGUGAAACGUCUUCAGAUCUGACGGGUACAAACGUAGAGGCUACUGCAGGGGAUGGAGAAGCUACGGAAGAGUCCAUUAUAGAAAGGGAGGAUGCAGGGCCAGAGGACGUUAAGGAGAAAGACGACGCUACAAACGACAAGGUGGCAACAGAGUCUGUUACAGAGGAUGGGACCACUGCAUCAGAAGCUGACUUUCCAAAGUUACUGAAGGAGUCCAUGCAGGUGCUGAAGGACCUGGUCAGCAAAAUAAAAGACGACAAGAACACCCGAUAGUCAACAAGGCGGCUGCAGGCUGUUCAAGACUGGCUUGGACAAACACAUUGCUUGUUUCGGCUUGUAGAUAUAGCACAGUAUGUUUGUCAUCCAUGUACAUUGUGUAACAAAUCUUGUAUUAUAGAAGCGUGUUUUUCGUUAGGCCACAGCAAGUAAAUUUCCUUGAACUUAUUUCCUUGAACAUAUUUAUCUUCUAUCCACGUUCCGGCAUGGCAACAGACAUCUUUGCCCACUUUCGGCAUGCUGACCACUGUCAGAGG
Messenger RNA from Branchiostoma belcheri (Belcher's lancelet), 1980 nucleotides. RefSeq names its product enolase-phosphatase E1-like. NCBI's taxonomy places the organism in Eukaryota, Metazoa, Chordata, Leptocardii, Amphioxiformes, Branchiostomatidae. Bases 173 to 1720 code for a protein of 515 amino acids. The record is from RefSeq and is a predicted model, not a curated record. The transcript is spliced from 5 exons.